GUUUCCUCCAUGGUUUACCAUGUGGCAGAUAUCCAGUCUAAAACAUAAUGGCUGCGCCCAUUGAACUUUCAUGCGGUACACAGUUCCGUUCGGAAAUUUCAACAAUUGCUAAAUGUGCCUAUACUACUUCUUUAAUCCACCAGAGAAGCGAAUGAGGUUCCUAGUCCUACCUUAUGGUUUUUUGAGAGUCAUAAUAAAUUUUAAAGAAAGAAGAACUUUACAGGAUAUUGGCUGCAAAGCAAGGGUCAACAAAAGAAAUGGCCAAGUUACUGCUGAGGCUUCGCAUGCUGCAACAGUGCAUUACAUCUACCACGACAUGCAUCCCCAGAAGGUAUUCCUGCACCCCUGGCCAAUCAUUACCAACAGAACCAAGUGACAUUGUCAACCACUCUCGCGAUCAUCCGAGAACUUGCAAAAUCCGCCAGCUCCAUCCACGGGAGGUGUCUGUCCUCUCCAACAGUCAGCCAGUAGAGGGCGCCCGACUGAGAAACGAGGAACUGCGUCUGAUGUACAACACGGAUCCAAAUGGAUUCUUUCUCGCGACGAACGAAGACGGGGAUGUGAUGGGCACGAUCGCAGCCAUGCGACAGAGCGACACGCUGGGAUUCAUCGGGUUCCAUCACAUUGGAGAUGCUUACCAGGAGGAAGGCACGAAGCUAUGGGAUGCAGCUAUUGGUUACCUUGGCGACAGAAACAUUGGUAUAGAGGUUGGGACACAGGAUGUCGAGAAGUACACAAAACUUGGUUUCAAAGAAGAAUGGAAGAAUGGCUGUUUUAAGGGUUCAGGAAUUCCUCUUCUGCCCGAGGUCCAAGGCAACCGGCUUCUGCGACCGAUUGCUGAGAUGGGGUUUGGCCGGGUGGUGGACUUUGACACGGAGAUAUGCGGCCAGCAGAGGGUCAAGUUCCUGCUCAGCUGGCUCAAGACCGACAAACCUGGUGCUGCCCAAGCUGUCUUGGAAGAUAACCGCGUAGUUGGCUACGGUGCAAUCCGACCCCUCCAGAAACCCUCCAGCCAUCGCAUCGGUCCCCUGAUGGCAGAGAACACGGCCCUGGCCCAGGUGCUCCUCCUCUCCCUCCUGAGCAGCGUGCCUCAGCAGACCCUAUUCAUGGACUCGCCCCUGGCCAACCCCUCCUUCACAAGGCUGCUGGAGACAGACCUGCGGAUGGAGCAAGUGGACGAACGAGUCCGGAUGUACACCAGGGGGAAUCCCGGCGUGGACGUCAGGAAAGUAUUCGGGGUGCUCAGUAAAGAUAUCGGGUAGUUUGCAAAGGCCCCCAUCAAGGGAAUUCAUGAUCAUUGAACAGCACUGUCAUCAGUGCAGUAGUCAGCAAGCAGUAUUUGCAACAACAGACUAGCCACUGUCCCUAUUUCCAGCAGCAGAGUGCUUACACCACCUGGGCCAAUUUCCUGUAGCUGCUAAGCACAAAAGUUUGCUUAGCAUGAAAAGUCUUCCUUGGCAAAAACAGGAUUAC
Messenger RNA from Patiria miniata (bat star), 1473 nucleotides. RefSeq lists its product as uncharacterized. The coding region runs from base 258 to 1262 and encodes 334 amino acids. The record is from RefSeq and is a predicted model, not a curated record. The transcript is spliced from 4 exons. Lineage: Eukaryota; Metazoa; Echinodermata; Asteroidea; Valvatida; Asterinidae. Gene Ontology annotation, molecular function: acyltransferase activity, transferring groups other than amino-acyl groups.